CGCUCGUGUGUGGGGCGUACAGACGAACACCUCGCAGGGACAAUCAGCCACUCGUCGCCGCGCUCUCCUCGACUCGGGAAGCUUCCUGCGGACGGAAUGUGCGGGUGCUCGGCCCUCGUCGCUGGAGGCCGUCUGCCACUGCUCGCCAUCCCCCGCCGGCUCCGUCGCCGCCGAGGGAGCUCCGUCAGGGCAGAGGCCUCACCAGGCGGCGAGUCCCAGCGGAAGAAGGUCGCCGUCGCGGGCGCCGGCUGGGCCGGCCUUGCCGCCGCGCACCACCUCGUCAAACAGGGGUACGAUGUCACGCUUCUCGCCGCGGAGAGUGGCCCAACCGAGGAGGUUGGCCUUAGAGGAUUCUGGUACCCGUACCGCAAUAUCUUCGCUUUAGUCGAUGAGCUGGGGAUCUCGCCUUUCACGGGCUGGAAUAGAGCAGCCUACUAUUCUCCAGAGGGCCUUUCAGUCGAAUUCCCUAUAUUUCAUAACCAGCCACGGUUACCAGCUCCCUUUGGAGUCUUUGCAUAUCCAGAGUUCCCUAACCUUCCUUUGAUUGAUAGGUUGACUUCAAUUCCUGUCAUAGCUGCAGUAAUUGACUUUGACAACACUGACACUGCUUGGAGGAAAUAUGAUGCAAUGACUGCAAGAGAGCUUUUUAAGAUGUACGGUUGCUCUCAAAGGCUCUACAAGGAAGUAUUUGAGCCAGCUAUUCAGGCAGCCCUGUUUGCUCCUGGUGAGCAAUGUAGUGCAGCUGCAACGCUGGGGAUGCUGUACUACUAUAUGUUGUCUCAUCAGGAAAACUCUGACUUCUUGUUGUGCCGUGGCGAAGUAGAAGAAAAAAUUUUAUCUCCUUGGCUGCAAUUGUUGGAGAUGGAAGGCUUAAAAUUUGUAGCAAACAAAGUUCCAUCAAGUAUGACUAUAGAUACGGAUAGUGGAUGCAUCUCUGCUAUUGUCUGUGGUGACGAUGUAUAUAAGGCAGAUGCAUUUGUUUCAGCCACGGGACUCUCUUCUCUACAGUCCAUUGUCAAAAACAGUCCAUCCCUAUGGUCUCAUCGAGAAUUCGCCAAUCUUCUUCACCUGUCUGCAGUAGAUGUGAUCUCUGUAAAAUUAUGGUUUGACAAAAAGAUCACAAUUCCAAAGGUUGCCAACGUAUGUUCUGGGUUUGAUGAUUCAUCUGGUUGGACGUUCUUUGACCUUACCUCAAUAUAUGAUGAUUAUUACGAAGAAUCAAUAACAGUGGUGGAGGCUGAAUUUUAUAAUGCUAGCCAGCUGAUACCUCUAGAUGAUGAUGAUAUUGUCUCUGAAGCUUCACUGCAUCUUAUCAAAUGCAUACAAGAUUUUGAGGGUGCUAGUGUGAUCCAAAAAUCAGUCAGGAGAUCUCCUAAAUCUGUAAUCAACUUUCUUCCAGGUUCCUACAAGUACACACCAAGAGGAUCAACUUCUUUUCCGAAUUUGUUUAUUGCUGGUGAUUGGAUUGUCAAUCGACAUGGAUCCUUUUCAAAAGAAAAGGCAUAUGUAACUGGACUUGAGGCCGCUAAUAGGGUGGUGGACUAUUUUGGCACUGGGGACUUUGCCAAAAUAAUUGCAGUUGAAGGAGAUGAGCCUUAUAUAGAGACAUUGCGUAAUCUCAGCAGAAGAGCCAAUGAGCUGAAGUCACAAAUUCCAUUUUCAGAGUUCUUUCUCCAAUAAUGUGGUUCGGAUUUUUUUUCCAUAUGGCUGUGGACCGAUGCCCAUUUUUCAUAGGGUCCAUAUGUAAAAGUACUUGUUGAAACAUAUAUAUACAACCUCUUCCAUCAUGAGAUCAGAGAUGCCUCAGAUAUGGAGGGCCACGGGGCGGAGCUCAAAUCAAGCUGGCCGACCAGUAUAGCAUCAAAUAUGCCUUUCUCUGUUUCUGCUCAGAUAUAUGCAAACACUGAAAAUUAGCCUCUGAUGCUGAGGUAGUGUACUACGUUAGGAUGAAGAUGUAUCAAUACUCACCUGCCCAGAAAGGCGGUGUCCCACAUAGAAGAAUGUAUAAGAUCACUCCAGCACUCCAGACAUCAAUUUCUUUGCCAUAAUUCCGGCGCAGUACCUCCGGCGCCACGUAGUAUGCACUUCCCACAAUGUCCUUGUAGACUUUACCUGCAUUGGUUGGGGGCAAUAUCCUUGCAUUACUUGUGCGUGUAUGGUCAAUUGUUCGUUU
Setaria italica (foxtail millet) is the source of this 2173-nucleotide messenger RNA. Its product is annotated as phytoene dehydrogenase. The transcript is spliced from 15 exons. Gene Ontology annotation, molecular function: oxidoreductase activity. Lineage: Eukaryota; Viridiplantae; Streptophyta; Magnoliopsida; Poales; Poaceae. Bases 97 to 1680 code for a protein of 527 amino acids. The record is from RefSeq and is a predicted model, not a curated record.